Molecule: messenger RNA, 279 nt
Organism: Clunio marinus
Lineage: Eukaryota; Metazoa; Arthropoda; Insecta; Diptera; Chironomidae
Source: the annotation of a GenBank genome assembly
AUGACAUCUGACAGCAUCAACAACAAGCCAUUUUUUGUGCAAAUACCAUCAGUGAAAAAUUCUGCAAAGCUUGCAAAAGAAGUAAAUCGAUUUUCUGUGUGCUUCAGGAAAACUCGUUCAGCCUUUAAAUUGCAUUCAUUGAUGUUACUUUGUGUUGCUGCUUUCACGUUGAAAAUCUCUGCAUUCGUCUGGGAGAACCCGAAGCGAAACUUUUUUCACGCUACCAAAGCAGGAAGUGUAAAAGCACAUUUUGUAACGUUCUCAAAGGUAGAUAAUUGA